Messenger RNA from Linum trigynum, 4283 nucleotides. NCBI's taxonomy places the organism in Eukaryota, Viridiplantae, Streptophyta, Magnoliopsida, Malpighiales, Linaceae. The record is from the annotation of a GenBank genome assembly.
CUUCAUCCCUACCAAUAGCAUACUCUCUUUCAAAUAUGAUAGUUAAGCAAUCAUCAAUGAGAAAUUCAUCGCUCAUUUUGUUGCGCAAAUAAGUUUCCACGUGUUUCAUCGUUGAAAAGGUUCUCUCCAUAGUAAUCGUUGAAACGGACAACGUCAACAGUUGAUGAAUCAACCGGACUAAUCAAUUUGUAUUGUGUGUCAAUCCCUAUUUCCACCAGCUUCUCUAGAAGUUUUGCAAUGAAACAAACCUCAUAUUUGAUUUAGUCUUUUGGAGUAGUUGGAAGAAGAAGACACGAAGAGUCCUAGUUGCUCUUUGGUUCUCCUUUUCGCUGCUGGCUCCUGAAAGCGUCAUUAUAUUAUUAUCAUUGUGCUUGAGGAAGUUUGUAGUGAUGAUUGAUGGGCAGGGAGCUGUGGGGCUCGACUUGACUGCUUUGACCCGCCUUCUGCUCCUUGCUUCUAUUGCCAUCACAAUCUUUAUCACGACAGCAAACUGAAAGAGACUGAUAACAAUUGACCAGUUCAUCUAGCUGGCUACCUUCAUCUAUCUAAUAGUAAUAUAUACAAUGUGAUCAUCAGUUUCCAGCAUCCACAUUACAGUCUCUCUAUAUAUUCUUGCUGACUUGCUGUUAUUAUGAUAAGACAAAGUGGGGAGCUUGUUCCACAUCUGAGAGUGGCUGAUAUUCACUACUACUAAGGAAGAAAAAGGAUGGCAGCAGCAGCAGCAGCAGCAGCAGCAGAUGAAGAAGAGUAUGCAGUUUCCACGUGUUUCAUUGUUGAAAAGGUUCUCUCCCUAGUAGUCGUUGAAACGGGCAACGCGUCAUCAACCAACUAAUCAAUUUGUAUUGUGUGUCAAUCCCUAUUUCCACCAGCUAACAAACCUCAUAUCUCAUUUAGUCUUUUGGAGUACUUGGAAGAAGAAGACAGAGGAGUCCUAGUUGCUCUUUGGUUCUCCUUUUCGCUGCUGGCUCCUGAUAGCGUCAUUUAUAUUAUUAUCAUUGGGCUUGAGGUAGGUUUGUAGUGAUGAUUGAUGGGUGGGGAGCUGUGGGUACGACUUGAAUGCUUUCACCCGCCUUCUUCUCCCUGCUUCUAUUGCCAUCACAAUCUUUAUCACGAUGACAAACUGAAAGGGACUGAUAACAACUGAUCAGUUCUUCUAGCUGGCUACCUUCAUCUAAUAGUAGUAUAUACACUGUGAAUCUGUGAUCCUCAGUUCCUCGCUUCCAACAUCCACAUUACAGUCUCUCUAUAUAUUCUUGCUGACUUGCUGUUAUUAUGAUAAGACAAAGUGGGGAGCUUUGUUCCACAUCUGAGAGAGGCUGAUAUUCUCUACUACGAAGGAAGAAAAAGGGAUGGAAGCAGCAGCAGCAGAAGAAGAGUAUACAGUGCCACUGUUGAAGCAGUACUAUGAGAAUUGUCCCGGUUGCAAGGUUGAUGAACAGAAAGAGUUGAAGAGAGGAUUGCCCAUCCGAGAGUUCCUUUCAAUUUGGUCUGUUGUUCUUUGCACAGGUUCGGUAGGCACUUGGUUUUAGUUCCUAGUCAAUGUUUUCAUUUGUUUUGUUUUGUUGGUAGCAUAAACGUCAGAGACUCUUCUUGGUUUACAGAGCUGCUCUGAACUUUUCUUGGUUCACAUGUACAUGUACUGAUAUGUUCUCUUUUCUCUGCAGCUCUCCCAAUCUCAUCUCUCUUUCCCUAUCUCUAUUUUAUGGUAAGCAUACUGAGUAUGUAUGUAACAUUGGCUUCGAAUAAAAAAUGUUAAUAUGCUAAGUAAGUGCGAGUUAUAAAGACUUCUGUUCCUUGGAACUGUGUUUUCAAUUAUCGAUAUAUAGUUUUAGGCGAGUCAUUAAUUCCGCAAGAGGAGUAAAGCAAGUAAGCGAGUAACGGAUAAGUCAGAGUUAUAGCCACUUUGUUACAGAGCUGACCAUAAAGUUAAAUGUUCAGAUUAGGGACUUCAAUGUUGCAGAAAAAGAAGAAGACAUCGGUUACUAUGCUGGUUGUGUUGGUGAGUUUGUUUGCAGCACCAAUGAUAGCUUUCCCCCACUUGUCACGUUAUUUGAACUGAUCCUGAUGAAGCAAUCUAAAUAUCUCCUUCUGGAUCUUUUGAAGGAGCCUCAUUUAUGUUUGGUAGAGCUUUGACUUAUGUUUUCUGAGGAUUGGUGGCCGAUCGCUAUGGUCGAAAGCCUGUUAUACUCUUGGGGACUUCAUCAGUGUUAGUGAUCACAGCUAGUUUUUCUUUUUUCAAUAUCCAUUGACCAUUUUUUAUGCUUAUAUCUGUGCCCGAGUUAUGCCAUGCAUUUCUCUCUGUCAGGGUUAUCUUGAACGCUAUCUUCGGGCUCAGUAUAAACUUUUGGAUGGCUGUUAUCACAAGAUUCCUACUCGGGUGCUUGAAUGGUUUACAUGGUCCAAUAAAGGUAUAGUUGUUCUUUCCCAUUUACUUUGUUGAUCAUUUAUCUGCACAGCAGUGACAUGCUUGCAAAAUUGAAACUUUAACAUUGUCUCACUGCCAAAAUACAAUGGAAUUCCAGGCAUAUGCAUCUGAAAUUUUCAGAGCUGAACAUCAAGCCUUGGGUUUGUCAACUGUGAGUAGCUUUAUGGAUCUGUUACAUUUCCACUCUGGCGAAACAAAAUAGAAAAACUAAAUAGAGUUCAACUUCUACCAGAUCUUCACAGCAUGGGGUAUAGGAUUGAUUAUUGGUCCUGCUCUAGGAGGUUUCCUUGCCCAGGUAUGUACACAAUAUAAUUAUUUCUGUGUUUGCAACUAUGGACUAGUUAGCAGGCCAGCAUAAACACUUGCACUGUAGGUGGUCACCAUUUUAUGAGUGAUGCAUAAAUGAUGAACUUUCUGUACUUGAUCAUUAAGAAUGAAAUUUUCCCUUGUACUUGGUGCAGCCAGCUGAGAAAUAUCCAACUCUGUUCUCCAAGGAUUCUUUAUUUGGGAGGUUGGUGAAUUGCUUGGCUUUCUUUUGAGUUUUGCUCCGCUGACAUUACGUAUUCUUCUACUGUUUUUAAUGGUGGUUUCAAAAAUUCUGUGUAAUGCAGAUUUCCCUACUUCUUGCCUUCUUUCUGCCAUAUCUUCGUUCACAUGCAUCUUCCAGGGUAUGCCUGAAAGUCUUUGUGUCCAUUUUGUAUUUUUUUUUUUUUUUUGUGUGUUUGGGAAAUAGCUUAUGAUGGUUGAUGGAACUGGAAUUGCAGAUAUUAUCCAUUCCGUUGUUGGCAAGUUACCCUUUUAUGUCGAAGUUGUCGGGCUUCAGUCUGAGUGUGCUGAUAAACUGCGCAUCUGUAUUGAAGAAUCUCCUAUCUGUAUCAAUUGUCACAGGCUUGUUAAUGCUGCAAAACAAUGCAGUGGAGCAGCACCAGAGAGGGGCUGCGAAUGAGAUAGCAAUGACAGCAAUGUCUCUGUUUAAAGCAGCUGGUCCUGCUGGUGGGGGUUCUCUGAGCACACACCAACAACUGGAGUUGAAGAUCUAAGACACAUUUUGGAGGGGAUGUACCAAACGGUUCCGGUGGCGUGUGUGUGCAGGUUUUCUGGGGUGAAACGCGUCAGGAUGCGGCCUUUCCUUCCAGGUAAAUGGUGAUUGGUUCACUUUCGCAGUUAGUUGUUGAUGGCUGCGUAUGUUUCUUUUUCCCUUUGGUAACUAGAUGAUUGAACUGAUGUUGGAUGGAUGGUAUCUUGUGGCGCAGGUAACCAAAUGGUUUUCUUCGUGCUGAACGUGGUGGAGGCAAUUGGGGUGUUGUUCACUUUCAAGCCUUUCCUAGCCCUUCCCCGAGAUCGAACAGCAGCAACACAAUGACCUAGCUGCUGCUUGUUUGGAAGAAGGAGAAGAAGAACUGGAGGCUGGCUCGGGUCCUUGGUUGCUGAGGAAGAAGGUGGUUUGGCGCGAGAUUCAAAUUUGAAUUUGAAGAAUGCCGUUGUGUCAUUUUGUUCAAUAAAGCGCUGCUGUGUAGUGCUUUGUUGUUUUGGUGAAUUGGAGUCCAAAAUCGUGUCUUAGGCUGCAAGGUGUUUAGCAGCUUAGUUGGUUAGUGAAAGUUGUUUGCUAUCUUUCAGGUUACUGGGAGCCUGAUUUGGUGGCUUGAAUUGAAACUUUGUAUUUAGUUUCUUUUGAGUUUCAAUAAUAAACCGUCAGAUUGCAUCACAUCCAUUUUUAGCAAAUGUCAAUUCUGGCUGGCUCCAUAAGGCCAACUUCAAAGGAAAGUGAACUCCAAGCCAAGGUGUCUUGCCAGAAAGGCCCUGUUUUGGUUUGGUUGAUUGCAAAUGUAAUGUAAAGCAAUCAAAUGUAAUGUAACGU